AUGGUCCAGGGGACACUUGCCCAAAAGGGUACAGAUGGCCCAUGGAAGAUUGAGUAUCAUGAGUUUCGAGGACCGAGUUCAUCGUAUUCUGGUGAGUCUUCUUCCAUGUUUAUCCCUCAACCAAAGGAGGGUCUUAAUGAGACUGGUCCUCCACCUUUCCUCACCAAGACUUAUGAUCUAGUUGAUGAUCCAAACACAAAUGGUAUUGUUUCUUGGAGUACAGGAAACAACAGUUUUGUUGUUUGGGAUCCCCAGACUUUUGCCAUGAAUCUUCUUCCGAGGUACUUCAAGCACAACAAUUUCUCAAGUUUUGUGAGGCAGCUCAACACCUAUGGCUUUCGAAAGAUGGAGCCAGAUAGAUGGGAGUUUGCUAAUGAAGGGUUUUUAAGAGGGCAAAGGCAACUGCUGAAGAACAUUAGGAGGAGAAAUGCAUCUUCUCAUCCUCAGACUUCCCACCAGGGCCUAGACCAUUGUGUCGAAUUGGGUCGAUUCGGAUUGGAUUCAGAAAUUGAUCGGUUGAGGCGUGACAAACAGGUUUUAAUGUUGGAGCUGGUGAAACUUAGACAGCAACAACAGAGUACUAAAGAUUACCUCAAAGCAUUAGAAGAAAGACUAGAAGGAACAGAGAUGAAACAGCGACAGAUGACGAGUUUCUUGGCCAAAGCAAUACAGAAUCGUAGUUUUGUACAGAAAUUAGUACAACAUAAGGACAGAAGGAAAGAAAUUGGGGCAGUAAUUGGUAAGAAGAGGGGGCGGUCUAUCGAUCAAGGUCCUAGUAAUGUUGCAGUAAGCAAAUUAGGCCAUGGUAGGGAGGGAGAAUUUUAUGUUAAAAUCGACGAUCUGGAGCUGAAGGCUCUUGCUAUGGACAUUCAAGGACUAGAGGGAAGUGGAACUUCAAUGAACAUAGAGGAAGAAUAUGCAGAUAAAGAAGAAAAGCAUCAUCUUGGAGAUCAUAGAGUUGUUGAUGUGGGGUUCUGGGAAGAUUUUUUGAAUGAGGAGAUUGAAGAUGAAUUGGAUUUACUUGGUUUUGAAAGAGAAGAUAUAGAUGUGUUGGCUCAGCAGGUUGGUUUCUUGGGUUCCACCACAAUAUAG
Molecule: messenger RNA, 1092 nt
Organism: Ilex paraguariensis (yerba mate)
Lineage: Eukaryota; Viridiplantae; Streptophyta; Magnoliopsida; Aquifoliales; Aquifoliaceae
Source: the annotation of a GenBank genome assembly